AUGGAAAGAAAACUGCAGAUUUUGAUUCUAAUAUUGGGCAGUUUGGUCAAUGUAUUUGGAGAUUUACCUCCUGAAAUACAAAAAUGCAAGUCCAGCGAUAACGAUGACUGCAUAGCCAAAUCCAUAAUGAAAAUUAUGGAACUGUAUCCUCAUGGAAAUACAGAAUUCGGUUUACCCAAUAUCUCCGCUGUAGCCCUUAAAGAACUUGUAUUUGCGGAAAGCAAUAGAGAUGCACCCAUCCAAUUAAAUUUCAAAUUCAAUACAUUAGUCGUUGGUGGCCUAGAAAAGCUACAUGUAACGCGAAUACAUGGCUUCAAUAAGAAUAUAUCGAAAACCGUUGAACUUGAUUUUUUAAUACCCCAGGUCACCAUAGAUGGUGACUACAAAAUGAAUGGUAAACUUUUGCUGUUGCCCUUAAAUGGCAAAGGUAAGGGUAAAGUUCAGUUUAAGGAAACUGUAUUCAAGUUCAAGGUAAAAAUAGAAUUAGAAAAUCGUAAUAAUAAAAAUUAUGGCGUAAUCAAAAAACUAAAAUGUUGGUCAAUAGAGCCAAAGAAAAUUGUUUUUAAUUUGCAAAAUAUUGUUAAUAAUAAUGCCAUGUUGUCGGAAAGCUUUAACAGCGUUAUUAAUGAUAACUGGAGUGAGCUUUGGAAAGAAUUGAAAAAGAACACAAUUAAGGCUGUGGAAGACGUUAUUACAAAUAUUAUUAGUGGUAUAUUAAAUGUACUGCCAAUAACCGAGUUUUAUUCGGAUUAA
Messenger RNA from Calliphora vicina (urban bluebottle blowfly), 753 nucleotides. RefSeq lists its product as uncharacterized. The record is from RefSeq and is a predicted model, not a curated record. Lineage: Eukaryota; Metazoa; Arthropoda; Insecta; Diptera; Calliphoridae. The coding region runs from base 1 to 753 and encodes 250 amino acids. The transcript is spliced from 3 exons.